This is a messenger RNA of Sparassis crispa, 813 nucleotides long. RefSeq lists its product with no specific name. Gene Ontology annotation, cellular component: nucleus. The record is from RefSeq and is a predicted model, not a curated record. Lineage: Eukaryota; Fungi; Basidiomycota; Agaricomycetes; Polyporales; Sparassidaceae. Gene Ontology annotation, molecular function: mRNA binding. Gene Ontology annotation, biological process: mRNA export from nucleus. The transcript is spliced from 4 exons. Bases 1 to 813 code for a protein of 270 amino acids.
AUGACAUCCCUUCUCGACCGUAUCAGUCUUCCCGGAAACAAUGGGUCCGUAGGACCUGUGCGCAGCAGGGGCAACCGCGCAGGGGGAACAAGCCCAUACAAUCGGAACCAGAGGCCCCCGAAAGGCGACGUCAAUGGCACCUGGGAACACGACCUCUAUCAUGGACCUGGCUCCCAGUCCGACUCUCGCUCACUCAGUGCACGCCUCUCUGCCGCACCCGCGGGUGCGCCAAAAAUGAACUUUUCUGGCGCAGACCGUGCGCUGCGCGAGGCGCUGGGGGAGAAAGGGCUUUCCAUCAAGGGCGCCAGCUCGAGAGGGAACGUCGUGCAGGUCGGUGGACUGGCGAAGGGAACGUCCGCUGCGGACGUCGAGGCUAUCUUCAAGCGCUGCGGACCCAUCACCAACGCGGUCCUCAGCAGCAACCGCGACUCACCGACUGUGCGUCUCACUUUCAAGCACGAGAAAGAUGCACAGGCCGCUGUGACCAAGUUCCACGGGCAGCCGGCCGACGGUCGGUUGCUUGAAGUGAAAAUUGUCGGUGGAGUGAACGCAACGCUGAGUGGUCGCAUGGGAAUUGCCGUGCAGGACGACAGUGUGGACGUGCUUAUGGGCGAUGACGCCAAUUCAAGUGGAUCAAAACUGCGCUCGGACGAUAUCCUUGCCAAGGAUACCCGAGCGCAUGUCCUCGUCGCGCCACCUGGCAUGGAUCCAACAGAGUACACUCAGCGACCCAAUCGCGGUGGCCGAGGGCGAGGCCGCGGACGAGGUGGCAGGCGUGGUGGAGGCGGUACGAGAAUGGAAGUGGAUGUCUGA